AAUAAUAAUGAAGAUUAUUAAAAAAAAACAAUCAUCUUCCAUGCAUAUGAGUAUGACCCCCUAAAUCAUAAUUAAUUGUUGACUUGAAACAAAAUCCAUCUUAUCCUAUGUGUAAUAAAAAUAUCUGACCACCAAAACAAACAAAAACAAAAACAAAAACAAAUAAAUAAAUUAAAUAGCAUCCCAAAAUGAUGGGUCAAACACACACACACACACACACACACUUAGUUUCUUUCUCUGUAUAAAACCAUCAGUCCCAUUCCCACUUCCCUUCUUCUUCUUCAACCCUCUUCCCUAAAUGUUAUCAAGAAAAACCAGUAGCUCCAAAUCCAAAACAAUGGAAGAAGUUUGGAAAGACAUCAAUCUUUCCUCCCUCCAAGACGAUUCUUCUCAUCCUCAAAUCAUCCCAUCUCGUUCUUCACGAGACCACUCUCAUAACAACACAAAUCCCUUCACUUUCCAAGAUUUUCUCGGCCGUCCUUUCCCCGCCGACCCUUCCGCCCCCGUCAACACCGCCGUCACUUCCUCCCCUCCCCCCACUAUCUUGAGCCUCAAUUCCGUACCCGAUCAGUUCCAUUUACUAGGGAAUAUCAACGGAUUCGAUCAACACCAAACCACCAAUAACCUAUCGUACGAUACAUUGCCUUGUUCCACUAGUUUGCCCCUUAUGGGAAAAAAAAGAUUCCCCGAACCACCACCAGAAUCAAAUCCUGGCGAUCGCCGGCAUAAGAGGAUGAUCAAGAACAGAGAAUCCGCCGCCAGAUCGAGGGCCCGAAAGCAGGCUUACACGAAUGAGCUUGAACUGGAAGUAGCCCAUCUCACACAAGAGAACGCUAGGUUAAAAAGACAGCAAGAAGAGAUAUGUUUAGCAGCAGCAGCUCAAGUACCAAAAAAGCAUAGUCUUCAUCGAACGUCAACUGCACCAUUUUGAUAAGAUGA
This is a messenger RNA of Impatiens glandulifera, 939 nucleotides long. RefSeq names its product protein FD. NCBI's taxonomy places the organism in Eukaryota, Viridiplantae, Streptophyta, Magnoliopsida, Ericales, Balsaminaceae. The record is from RefSeq and is a predicted model, not a curated record. Gene Ontology annotation, cellular component: nucleus. Gene Ontology annotation, molecular function: DNA-binding transcription factor activity. Gene Ontology annotation, biological process: positive regulation of DNA-templated transcription. Bases 299 to 931 code for a protein of 210 amino acids. The transcript has 3 exons.